AUGUCAAUGUUUAGGCCAGCUGGAGAAAUACCAUCAUCCGAGCCGGAGUCUGAAAGUGAGGACGUACAGUCUGAAAAUGGAGCAAACUCGGACCAGCAAACAUCCAUUGAGGAAACAAAACAUGAGACGAAUAUUCAUUCUGGCUACACAAAUGAUCAGUCUGAAUCGGUCAACAUAUCGGAUGGCGGGAGCUCCCUCGAGGACAUAUCUGCAUUGUCGCAAGAUACGCUUGAUGUCAACGUCGAGCGUCAUGCCAAUGUCAUGACAGCUGCCUUGCUCGAAUUUUACUGCCAAAGCCGAGCUGCUGAUAUACUGAACGCGCGCAAGGGCUCCAAUCGUAGUUACACUCGACACAGUCCAGAGGCCAAACAACUAGGAAAGGAACUCUACAAAUACAAGUCAAGAUUCUUGUCUUCCCAUGGCAUCCUGCCUGGAGGGAUAGAGCAGGAGGAACUAGGGAGCACAAGGCAAACAUAUCGUGACAAUCUUGACUUGCUUGGAAUUUCUGCGCUUGAGCAUAUGAAUCUGAAUGAGCCUCCGGUGCGAACCCCCAUUGAGGAUGGACAGCGCAAGGCGUUGGUGCCCAUGUCACGGGCCAAUUCCGGCCUAGGGUUCACCGAAACUACCACACAGUUUUGGCAGGAGGAGAGCAAUAUGCCCCUACCGCCGGUCGGCAAUGUUGAUGAUCUUAGUAGUAUUCCCAUAGGACCGCGGAAUUCGCCUAGCGCAUCAAGACCUCUCUUUGGAAGCUCGCCUGCGAGUAUGCCGCUAUUCAAUAAUCCUUCAAUCCCUCAAUUCAACAGUAUGUCCCGCUACGCGGUCGAAUUUGAGGAGCUGAAGAUCCUUGGUCGCGGUUCGUUCGGCUCCGUUUACCAUGCCAAGAAUCACAUCGAUGGUCAGGAAUAUGCUGUGAAGAAAAUCCCUUUGAGUCAAAGACGCCUUGAACAGUUACAAUUUGGUGGUGAGAACCAACUGGAAACUAUCAUGAAAGAGAUUCGCACUCUGGCUCGCCUCGAGCAUACCAAUAUUGUCCGGUAUUACGGUGCGUGGGUUGAGCAAGCCCACGUUUCGACGAACGUACCUUUCCGAAAAACAACGACUCCUCGAAUUGAACGCUCUGCGGCCAACACAUCCAGCACCGAGUCGAGUGAUGGGCUUAGUUUCGGACCAAACGAACCGAGUUUCCGGUCCAACGAACCGAGCAUGGGGAUUGUUUUUGAGCAUUCCGAGAAUUCAGUCCGACAAUCUUUCACAACCUCUGUUUCCGAGAAUCAUGGUUUCCACAACAGGAUCGAGCGCCUAGACAGCCAUGUCCCUGCUUCAUCCCGGCAUACAAGGAAAAGCUCUGCGGUCGAAAUAGAGGAAGACGAUGUCGAGUCUGUCCCCCGCAAUUUUAAUCGUACAUAUGGACAAACAACUUCAUUGGGACAAACAGACGACAUUUUCACAGACGGUUUAAGCCAGGACCAGUCGAAGCUUCAGAUACAGCCCCACUAUCGGUCUGGACAAGAGGCACCUGCUGUUAUCCUGCACAUUCAAAUGUCUCUCCAUCCAAUCUCUCUCAAUUCAUACUUGAACCCUCAAGCUGCAGAAAGGUAUACCCAAGAUGGAUCGAUCUCCAGACGACAUUGCUUCCACAUCAUGCCUUCCCUGAAGCUGAUACUUGAUAUUAUCUCUGGCGUUGAAUACCUGCACUCAAAAGGAAUCGUCCACAGAGAUUUGAAGCCAGCCAAUAUUUUUCUAUGCGCACCUGAAAGCCAAGAGUUGGACUCAUGCGCUGCUUGUAGCUCCAGUGAGACCUCGCCAGUUCAUUUCUGCCGCCCACGAAUCGGCGACUUCGGUCUUGUUGCAGAUGUUUCGCACUUGGAUAAAACACCAGAAAAUGCUGUCACGCCUUUCCGCGAAGGCCCCAAAAUCCAGCGUGUGGUUGGAACAGAGUUCUAUCGGCCCCCAUCCAAAAGCCCAUCACCUGGAGGUCAAUUCGAUUACUUUGACGAGUAUAAGAUCGAUGAAAAGCUUGACGUCUAUGCGCUUGGUGUCAUCCUGUUCGAGCUUGUCUACAAGUUGAACACUAAGAUGGAGCGACAAAUCACUCUCAAUGGUCUGACACGUGGAACGGUGUCUCUCCCUGACGAUUUUGCGGCCAAAAUUCACCUUGGAGAGACGACACUCGAGACCGGAGAGACCGUUGCAGAUUUGUUAAUCGCGUGUAUUCAAGGCAUGUUGAAUCCCCGAUCACGACAAAGAUGGUCUUGCGAGGUUGCAAAAGAACAUAUACGUCGGAUUUAUAAAGCUGUUAAGAAGCUAUCUGCAUGA
This is a messenger RNA of Penicillium chermesinum, 2316 nucleotides long. RefSeq names its product putative protein kinase. The record is from RefSeq and is a predicted model, not a curated record. The coding region runs from base 1 to 2316 and encodes 771 amino acids. Gene Ontology annotation, biological process: protein phosphorylation. Lineage: Eukaryota; Fungi; Ascomycota; Eurotiomycetes; Eurotiales; Aspergillaceae. The transcript has a single exon. Gene Ontology annotation, molecular function: protein kinase activity; ATP binding.